AUGACAAAGUCCUCAACCAAAGCCAAGCGUCGCACGAAGAAAACCCGCCACGUUACCUCACAAGCGACACCGACCAGCAGCAGCCAGAACCCUACCGACGCCGAAGAUAUAGCCGACUUUACUGAUUACAUCGCAACGCAAACUUUUGAAAGUGUUCCCGUCGACCUACAGUCUCUUACACAUGUCACAUGGACUGCAGAUCCCGACCUCCAGACACGUUAUGCCCUGCCCUUGACUGGCGCCGACGUGUCCGCUAUCCUUACAACACUCGACCCGGAUGUGGCAGCCUCGCUCACGACUUACGACAUCAUCGAUGGUCUUUCCCGUGGCGUCCCUGAGCUGCUGGCCCCGGUUCUGACUGAGUACAUCACCGCGCUCACCGCCCCUCCGCCACCGCCGCGGGCAACGCGCAGCCAGGCUGACGGAUGCGAACUGUGUGGUCGCGAUUGGAUCCCCCUGACAUAUCACCAUCUCAUUCCGCGCUUCGUGCACGAAAAGGUCGUUCGGAGGGGAUGGCACCCGCCCGAAGAUCUCGACAAUGUAGCCUGGCUCUGUCGACUGUGCCACUCGUUUGUGCAUCGCUUUGCUGGACACGAAGAGCUGGCGCGACAUUAUUACACCGUCGAGUUGCUGCUCGCCGAGGAGGAUGUCGCCAAGUUUGCAAAAUACGCCAGCCGCGUGCGAUGGAAGGGACGGUGA
This is a messenger RNA of Verticillium alfalfae VaMs.102, 699 nucleotides long. RefSeq lists its product as hypothetical. The transcript has a single exon. The coding region runs from base 1 to 699 and encodes 232 amino acids. Lineage: Eukaryota; Fungi; Ascomycota; Sordariomycetes; Glomerellales; Plectosphaerellaceae. The record is from RefSeq and is a predicted model, not a curated record.